GCAGCUGAGUGCACCGUUAUGGGUAUCCCCAGUAUCUCCACCAACCUCUCCGGCUUCGGCUGCUUCAUGGAGGAACACAUUGCAGACCCCUCAGCUUACGGCAUCUACAUUCUGGACCGGCGGUUCCGUAGUCUCGAUGAUUCCUGCUCGCAGCUCACCUCCUUCCUCUACAGCUUCUGCCAGCAGAGCCGGCGGCAGCGCAUCAUCCAGCGAAACCGCACCGAGCGCCUCUCAGACCUUCUGGACUGGAAAUACCUAGGCCGGUACUGUAUGUCUGCGCGCCACAUGGCGCUGGCCAAGGCCUUUCCAGAACACUUCAUCUAUGAGCCCCACGAGGCUGACGCGACUCAGGGCUACCGCUACCCACGGCCGGCCUCGGUGCCACCAUCGCCCUCGCUGUCGCGACACUCAAGCCCACACCAGAGUGAGGACGAGGAGGAGCCCCGGGACGGGCCCCCUGAUGUAGACGGGGAGCGCUACGACGAGGACGAGGAGGCCGCCAAGGACCGGCGCAACAUCCGCGCCCCCGAAUGGCCGCGCCGCGCCUCCUGCGCCUCUUCCACCGGCGGGAGCAAGCGCGGCUCGGUGGACACGGCGCCCUCCAGCUCGCUCAGCACUCCCAGUGAGCCCCUCAGCCCUGCCAGCUCCCUGGGCGAGGAGCGCAACUGAGUCCUGUGCCCCACACUCCCGGCCCGUCCUGCCGCCCUCGUCCAGAGGGUGGGUGCAGAACGGCGCUGUUCCUAAACCCGACUCCAGAUCCCAAACCUUCCUGGGGGUCCACAGCCCCGCUCCCUCCGCCAUACACUCCAGCCCCUCUAGCUCAGCUCUUGGAAUCCCCAACACUCCAGAAUACACAACGCCGUGCCUUUCCUGGGUUCCAGAAUGCAUAAUCUGUGUGCCCUGGAGUCCUUCCGGCCUUGCCUGGGUGCCAGGGGCCAAGAACCUGCCAUUACCCUGCCGUGGGGCCAGAGGUUUUAGGAAACCUGGUCUGGUGCCUUCCAGGCAGGGGCUCCUAGAGCCCUUUGUGGCUUGCUAAUUUUAUAGCCCACAGAUCAUGCCAUGCUCAGGCUCGGCCCAAGGGCCAGAAAGCUCUGGAAACCAUGUGGUUUCCCUGCUAACGGGACAAUCAAGUCCAG
This is a messenger RNA of Ailuropoda melanoleuca (giant panda), 1136 nucleotides long. RefSeq names its product glycogen [starch] synthase, muscle-like. The record is from RefSeq and is a predicted model, not a curated record. Gene Ontology annotation, cellular component: cytoplasm. Gene Ontology annotation, biological process: glycogen biosynthetic process. Lineage: Eukaryota; Metazoa; Chordata; Mammalia; Carnivora; Ursidae. Gene Ontology annotation, molecular function: alpha-1,4-glucan glucosyltransferase (UDP-glucose donor) activity. Bases 19 to 669 code for a protein of 216 amino acids. The transcript has a single exon.